Molecule: messenger RNA, 722 nt
Organism: Ceraceosorus bombacis
Lineage: Eukaryota; Fungi; Basidiomycota; Exobasidiomycetes; Ceraceosorales; Ceraceosoraceae
Source: the annotation of a GenBank genome assembly
AUGAAGUUCACUGGCUUUUUCGCUGCUCUCUUCGCUUCGACUGCCAUCAUCACCUGUCACGGCGCGCCAGGUGCCCGCGCCCGCCCCCACGCCUGGUCGAGCCUUGCCUCGAAGUCCGCUCCUCUUGGCGAACGUGCGACCUGGUAUGAGAUCAACAAGGUGCGGCAGAGCGCACAGGUACUGUCGAGACUGUCGCUGCCUUUAACAGCUGACGAAACUCUCAACCCCUCAUCCCACCUCCCGCAUCAGCGCACGAUCAUCCCAGCGCCCAAAUUGAAUGGCUUCCACGUGAAUGGUCACCCUCAGAUCUCGCAAGGCGCCUUUUUGCCAAAGUGAGCCAGAGCCAGCCGCGUGCAAAUAACAGCCAAGGAGGGCUUUCGAGUCGAGUCGAGAUGCGCCUUGUACUGACACGUACGCUGUCGCGUCGCGCAUGGGGCGACACAGAAACAGCUUGGGAUUCGAUCGCCACGUCGAGGUGAGUCUGAUCUGUCAGACGGCGCUUUCUUUUGCGCAACGCUUGCAUUGCACUUAACUCCUGACAUGCAUUGCGGAUCGCUUUCUUGAUCGUUCUCCAGAUCCCUGACAAGCAUACGCUCAAGUGGAGUUAUGCACACGAUACAGCAAGGCCUUUGCACAUCUUCGAUAGCGAGCGUGGAUGGAUACUGCAACACGGCGCUCAGCCCAUCGACCGCGCCAUCUCUCCCCUCGACUUUGUGAGUUGA